Auanema sp. JU1783 is the source of this 1737-nucleotide messenger RNA. The record is from the annotation of a GenBank genome assembly. Lineage: Eukaryota; Metazoa; Nematoda; Chromadorea; Rhabditida; Rhabditidae.
AUGGAUUCUGAAGAAGUAUCCUAUCCUGCAAAGGAGUCUGAUGCUCUUAUGUCUGAAUAUGAUGAGAGACAAUAUGAGAAUCAAGAUGAUGAUGUUGUGGUUGUUUUAAAUGAUGGCGAUCUCCAACUUCAACAUAGAAAUCAUCAUGAGCUUCAAAGUCCUCUCAGGAGCGUCACGGAUGUUCUUCGUGAAGCUGAAAAUAUAAUGACAGAUGGUCCACUUCAAAUUGCUACAGGAAAAGAAAAACAACAAGUUCUAAUCGAUGAAGUUGAUGUAGAAUACAGCCCCCGGAAAUCAUGUCAGCCCAUCGAAAUUGUUGUUCGCCACAACAAAAUUGUUGAACAUCCUUAUAGUAGUGAUGAUGAGGAUAAUGAUCAUGCUGUCAAUCUUAAACGAAAACGUUUGAGUGUUUUGAGAGAAGGGGAAGAAUCGUCACCAUCGCAUUUGCCGUCCUGUUCUUCUAAAUCUCCUCCGACAUGGAAAAGAGGACAUCGGCGUGCAUGGAGUAUGCCCAAUGCGAAAGGAGAGAAAAUGACUCUUGCUGUUAUCCAAGAUAAUGAAUCUAACGAAGGAGGAAAUACAAAGAGGAGAAUCGUGAAGUAUCGUUUACAUCCGCAUCGAGCUCCCGCUCCUGGCGCUGAUGUUGAUGACAGACUUCAUUUAGCUGUUCGAUAUCCCAAUCCAGAAGAUGACGACAAUGAGUUAGAGGUGGAAAUCAAUGAAGAGGAAGUUGUGGUUCCAGGUGAAGAGGGCAAGGGCGCCAGGACAAUUGUUAAGAGAUUUUGGGAAGCCCGUUGGAAAGCAACCAACUUCGAGAGUUUGCCUGAUUGGUUACAAGAUAAUGAAUACUUACGAACGGGACAUCGUCCACCUAUUCCUUCAUUCAGUAACUGCUUCAAAAGCAUAUUCGAACUUCACACUGAAUCAGGAAAUAUUUGGACUCAUAUGUAUGGCUGUGUAGCAUUCAUUGGAGUUGCUAUUUGGUUUUUGACAAGAAAUGUCGACCAGGUUCAAUUUAUGGAAAAGGUGGUGUUUGCUGCUUUUUUUAUUGGAGCCAUCAUUUGUUUGGGAAUGUCUUUCACUUUCCAUACUCUUGCUUGUCAUUCCAUUGCCGUCGGUAAAUUGUUUAGCAAAUUGGAUUAUACUGGCAUCACUCUAUUGAUUGUCGGCUCUUUCAUCCCGUGGAUAUACUAUGCCUUCAACUGUCGUCCACAGCCUAUGAUAAUUUAUAUAUUCAUGAUAACUGUUCUUGGUAUUAUGGCCAUGAUCGUAUCGUUGUGGGAUAAAUUUGCGGCUCCCAAAUUCCGGCCUGUGCGAGCAGGAGUUUUUGUCGCCAUGGGUCUCUCAGCGAUCGUUCCAGCUGCACAUCUUCUAAUUGUUGAUGGCUUGGAUUAUAUGAUGAAUAAGGCUGCCUUGAAUUGGAUGUUAUUGAUGGGAGGAAUGUACAUAGGAGGAGCUACCAUUUACGCUACUCGUGUACCUGAGCGUUGUUUCCCUGGCAAAUGUGAUAUUUGGUUCCAAUCACAUCAGUUAUUCCAUACUUUUGUGGUUGCGGCUGCUUUCAUCCACUUCCAUGCCAUUACUAAAAUGGCUCAACUCAAAUUGAUGGAGGGUAGUUGUCCUCAACAGCUACUUGAGAGGUAUGGAGUCGACGCGUUGCCGUCGUGGCUGGGUACGCUUUUAGGCUUAGACGAAGAUCCUAAUACGAUAAAUUGGACGCCACAAGAUGUUUUCUAG